Molecule: messenger RNA, 1477 nt
Organism: Didymella exigua CBS 183.55
Lineage: Eukaryota; Fungi; Ascomycota; Dothideomycetes; Pleosporales; Didymellaceae
Exons: 3
Source: RefSeq, a predicted model, not a curated record
CCAUGGCCCGCCCGAAGAAACCCAGCGCUGAAGACGCCGGCGAGCUCAUGGUAUCGGUCGAGUCCUACACGCGCACCCGUGAUUCUGUCAUCGUCUCGCUCAGCAACCUCCAGGCCGGUCUUGCCCACGUCCAGAGCGGGCUUAACGAGCUCCUGCGCGCCUACCUGGAGCACACCAACUCGGUCAUUGCCGGUGAGGAUGGCGUUCUCGACAAGCUCAACCUGGGCAAGGAGAUCGCUGCGACCGCCAAUGCCACCAUAGAGGCUGCUUCGUCGACGGCGAAUGGCAUCGUGCAGGCCAUCACUGCCGCCGACAAGGACAAGACCGACGCUGCUGCUGAGACGGGCAAGCCCGUCAAGGGCACCAAGCGCAAGCGCGAGAAGAAGGAGAAAGACCCCAACGCUCCCAAGAAGCCAUUGACCGCCGCAUUCUUGUAUGCGCAGACUGCGCGACCAAUCGUCAGGGGCGACCUCGAGGCUGCUCUGGGUCCUGACCAGAAGCUCGAGCCCAACGCCGUCAACCUCGAGGUCAACAAGCGCUGGAACGAGAUGUCCGAGGAGGACAAGGAGACCUGGAGACAGUCUUACCGCGGCUCCAUGGAGCAGUGGAAGGAGGAGAUGGCCACUUACACCGCUAGCAAGGGCGUUGCUGUUGCAGACCUCCACGACGAGGACGAAGACGACGCCGAAGUCGACGUUGAAGUUGAGGCUGCUGUUGAGUCUGACGAUUCCUCUGAAGACGAUGAGCCUGCACCAGCGAAAGCACCAUCUCCACCCGUCAAGACUCCUCGCGUCAACAAGCGCCAGAAGACUGUCCAGAAUGCCGCUGUCAACGGUGCUGCCGCGCCCAUUGUCGCGGCCGCCUCGCCUAUUCCUCUCCCUCGCUCCGCCCCUACAGUAGCUCCUCCCUCUGCCGUAACUGAAACUCCCGCUAAAAAGGAAAAGAAGAAGAAGGAGAAGGCUGCGCCUCAAGCUAUUGCUCCCGCCCCGGCUGCCACAGCAAAGGAGACCACGCCUGACGAGGGCAUCAAGAAGAAGCCCAAGAGCAGUCGCACCACACGCAACAACGAGCCCGAAGCUAGUGCCGAUAAGGAAAACACCGCUGCGCCAGAGAAGGAGAAGAAGAAGCGCGAGAGGAAGCGUAAGGAGAAUGCUGCUGCCUAAGCAUCGACUCCCUCUUGCACCUUAUUCUUACUCCUUCCAAGGCGUAUACCGAGAACGAGCGAUCGGUGACUGAAUGCCUCCAGGCUCUCUGCUGCCCCGCGGGCCUAGCAACACUGCGGAUAACGUUGAAGGUGCCGCAUCUCUCCCGCGGCGUGAGAGUCUACUUUCUGACGACUACAUCCUGGGUCCUUUGUGGGAGAACAUGUGAUGAUACGAGCUGGGACAGCUUUGCAGUACCGCGUUCCUGUACCUCUACUUGUACAUAGUUGCUGUGCUUGACCAAAAUUGAUCAAUUGAACAAAGCUAGUCUGAAC